AUGGACCUAUCAAACAAGGACCAAACCCCAAAUGAAUCAACAAUGGCCAUCAUCCAAGCAAGCGCUUUUUACGAGGACAAUCUCCAAAACUCAUCAUUAAUUCAUGCUUCCACCAGCUCAAACGACAUGUACGUUUUAUCUAAGAGUCUUUAUCAAGAGCCCGAAAGCCCAAAUAAGGCCAAAGUUGGGCCCGCCAAUAAUCUCAUGACCAUGAGCAACUCAUCCCCCGUUUCAAGCCGAAGCAGCACAAACUCCAGCGGGUUAGGCUAUCAUCCUUCUAAUUACAACAACUUGUAUGAGGAGGGCAAUUCGGUAAUUAGCUUCGGCUCCGAUUAUGGUGGAUCUUUUUCUGGCUUCUAUCAACAAAAUAGUAACGGAGAAAAUGUGCGAGCUCUGAAGAAGCAGUGUGUUGUGGGUUCAAGUAAUAGUGAUUCAAAGAAGUCGAAAUCAAAGCCAAUGUCCACAUCAAAGGAUCCACAAAGUGUUGCGGCUAAGAAUCGACGGGAGAGGAUUAGCGAACGAUUAAAGAUAUUACAAGAUCUUGUACCUAAUGGUUCCAAGGUUGAUUUGGUGACUAUGCUAGAUAAGGCAAUUAGUUAUGUUAAGUUUCUGCAGUUGCAAGUGAAGGUAUUGGCUACUGAUGAGUUCUGGCCAGCACAAGGUGGAAAAGCUCCAGAUCUUUCUCAAGUUAGGGAGGCAAUUGAUGUUAUUCUUGCCUCUCAAAGAGACCGAAAUGAAAACAUACCAAACAAGAAUCACACCCCAAAUGAAUCAACCAUGGCCAUCAUGCAAGCAAGCGCGUUUUACGAACAAAAUUUCAAAAAUUCUUCAUUAAGUGUUUGUCAAGAAAGCCCGGGCAAGGAUGAAUUCGGGCUCGCCAACAAGAAUCUCGUGAACUCAUCAUCACCAGUCUCUAGCCGAAGCAGCACAAACUCCAGCGGUUUAGGUUAUCAUCAUCACUCUAAUUACAAGUUGUCGGACGAGGGCAAUUCGGUAAUUCGGUUCAGCUCCGAUUACAUUUACGGUGGUAAUAAACGUCCAUCCAUGGGAGAAUUAAUUAAUGUGCAAGCUAUUAAGAAGCAGUGUGUUGUGAGCUCAAGUAAUAGUGAUUCAAAGAAGUCAAAAUCAAAGCCAAUGUCCACAUCAAAGGAUCCACAAAGUGUUGCGGCUAAGAAUCGAAGGGAAAGGAUUAGUGAACGAUUGAAGAUAUUACAAGAUCUUGUCCCAAACGGUUCCAAGGUUGAUUUGGUAACAAUGCUAGAGAAGGCAAUCAGCUAUGUUAAGUUUCUCCAGUUGCAAGUGAAGGUAUUGGCAACUGAUGAGUUCUGGCCAGCACAAGGUGGAAAAGCUCCAGAUCUUUCUCAAGUUAGGGAAGCAAUUGAUGUUAUUCUUGCCUCUCAAAGGGACCGAAACUCCACUUCCCAAUGAAAUCAUACGUCACUUGAAGGAUUGAAGCUCAAUUACCAAACAAUAGAACCUAACUUUCGUGCCAAAAUCGGAAUACAAGUUCAAAAGAAGCAAAUAAUGUGUAUAUCGUGGGAGUUGAUGUUUUGAUGCUCAGCAAUCAGCAUCCUGUAGUACUCUUUGGAAAGUUGUGGUCUGAAAAAGAUGUUAUCUAAAAGUAGUACUUUUGUACUUUUGAUAUAAGCAGUUUUGGUUCAAAUAUUAAUGAAUCUCCC
Molecule: messenger RNA, 1679 nt
Organism: Striga asiatica
Lineage: Eukaryota; Viridiplantae; Streptophyta; Magnoliopsida; Lamiales; Orobanchaceae
Source: the annotation of a GenBank genome assembly